AUGCCUGCCGCAAUCGCGCGUCCUGCCGCCGGGUUCUUCUAUAUCCUCAGUCGACCGAGACCUGAAUACCUUGAGGAGUAUCAUGAGUGGUACAACACUGAGCAUGGGCCGCUGCGGGUAAAGCUGGACUUUGUGCAGAACGGCUAUCGAUACAAAUGCGUGGAUCCAGAUCCAUCGCUCUUUAUGGCCGCGUAUGACCUGUCCCGCCUUGCCGGACUAGAAGAGCCCGAAUACACUGUUCUGCGGAGCAAUCGAUCGGCGCGAGAGUCAGAAGUCUUUGAUAAGAAGCUCGACUGGAUCGACAGGAGGGUGUAUAAGGAUAUCUCAAGUCGUGGUAGCAGUAAAGGCCCCGCCCCCGUGGUCAUAGUGGUUGCGCUGCUGGUCCGGAACGACAUGAUUGCAGAAGUACACCGUUGGUAUGAAGAGGAACACAUCACCGAUUUGAGUCGAGUACCUGGCUGGCGGAGGACCAGAAGGUUUGAGCUCGUAGAAGCGGAUGACCUGCAAGAUGGAUACACUGGGCUCCUGGCGGUGCAUGAUUUUGACAGGGACAACGGCUUAGACGGUCCAGAGCAUCAGCUUGCCAAAUCUCGACCAUGGCGUAACAAGAUCAUGGCUCGGGUUCGCAGUCGGGACAACAAGCGCUUCGAGUUCUUACAUGAGUUUCGAGCGUCUGACUAUCGUCGGCCUUGA
This is a messenger RNA of Cyphellophora europaea CBS 101466, 693 nucleotides long. RefSeq lists its product as uncharacterized. The transcript has 2 exons. Lineage: Eukaryota; Fungi; Ascomycota; Eurotiomycetes; Chaetothyriales; Cyphellophoraceae. Bases 1 to 693 code for a protein of 230 amino acids. The record is from RefSeq and is a predicted model, not a curated record.